AGCCAUUUUGGCUCAAGACUGUUUGGCUCCAGCUGGGCCUUCGCAAGCUGAAGCAUACCCGCACACCCUGCGUACAUCCUACAACUUCUGGUCGGAUCACCUGUCUCGCAGAUGGCCCGUCUUUUGCUGAUUGCCAGUCUUGUCGGGGCGCGCGGGGCCGCUGCCCUGGGUGCGGCCCCCGCCGAUUCCAGCAUGAUGCAGUUUGGAACGGCGGCGGACAAGAGCAACACCUCGCAGCAGACAACGGCCUCGUGCGGGCCACGUAUACUUGCAGCAGGACAAUGGAUGACGGUUGUCGUGCAGGACGACGGAUCUGUGCACACGGUGGGUGGGAAUGACGGUGGCGAAUUGGGCGAUGGAUCCACCACUAGACGAACAUCGUUUGUGCAAGUGGUUUCCAGUGGGGUGACUGCGGCUGCGGCAGGUAAUCAACACACUGUGAUCGUGAAGAACGACGGGUCUGUGCACACGGUCGGACGGAAUCAGUAUGGCCAAUUGGGCGAUGGAACCACAAUUGAGUCAAAUAUGUUUUUGCAAGUGGUUUCCAGUGGGGUGACUGCUGCUGCGGCAGGCAGGUUCCACACGGUGAUCCUGAAGAACGACGGAUCUGUGCACACGGUGGGUAGGGGUGAUGAGGGUCAAUUGGGCGAUGGAACCACAACUGAGAGACAUCUGUUUGUGCAAGCGGUUUCCAGUGGGGUGAUUGCGGUUGCGGCAGCUAAUGUACACACUGUGAUCCUGAAGAACGACGGAUCUGUGCACACGUCGGGUUUCAAUAAUUAUGGCCAAUUGGGCGAUGGAUCCAACACUAUACGAACAUCGUUUGUGCAAGUGGUUUCCAGUGGGGUGACUGCGGUUGCGGCAAGUAACUACAACACGAUGAUCCUGAAGAACGACGGGUCUGUGCACUCGGCGGGUGCCAAUUUUCAUGGCCAUUUGGGCGAUGGAACCACAACUCACAGAAAUUCGUUUGUGCAAGUGGUUUCCAGUGGGGUGACUGCGGUUGCGGGAGGUCUUCACCACACGGUGAUCCUGAAGAACGACGGAUCUGUGCACACGGUGGGACUGAAUAACUAUGGCCAAUUGGGCGAUGGAUCCAACAGUAAACGAACAUCGUUUGCGCAAGUGGUUUCCAGUGGGGUGACUGCGGUUGCGGCAGGUCUUCACCACACGGUGAUCCUGAAGAACGACGGAUCUGUGCAUGCGGCGGGACAGAAUAUCCUUGGCCAAUUGGGCGAUGGAACCACAACGAACAGAAAUUCGUUUGUCAGUGCUGCCAUUGCGCCGUGCAGCAUCACUCCGGCACCGACCGCGGCACCGACGCCCGCGACGGCCACCGGCGAUCCGCACCUGCAGAAUAUCCACGGUGAGCGUUUCGACCUGAUGACGUCGGGUACGGUUACACUGAUCAACAUCCCACGUGAGAAGCGCGUCGAGGAUGCGUUGCUUGCGGUACAAGCAGACGCGCGACGCCUGGGUGGACAUUGUGCCGACAUGUACUUCCAGACUGCGAACAUCACAGGGGUAUGGGCGGACAAGCUGCAGGCUGGCGGUUUCACCUUCGAUGCCCAAGGCGUUCAGAGCCACGAGUUGCCGAAAUGGACCAAGUUCGGGCCGCUGGAGCUCAAAGUCGUCCACGGGCGCACGGAGAAGGGAAUCAAGUACUUGAACCUCUUCAUCAAGCAUCUUGGGCAUGCUGGCUUUGCCGUCGGAGGGCUACUGGGUGAAGAUGAUCACACAGAUGCAGCGAGGAUCCCAGCAGAAUGCCAUAUGGAAAUUUCCCUGCGAAAGGUGAGCCAGACCAGCGUGGGGGCUGAGCCGGCUUCGUUGGCGAUCGCCAGUUGAGUCGACCUCUUCUCUUGCAGACCCUCUUCCUUCAUACCAUCAUAUGACGCACUACAGCUUGCGAUGAUAUGCCCUUCCACUUAGUUCUCGCGCUUCCGAUGUGCUGCCCGGCCGUCCACAUAGUGCACAUGGUCGUCACUUGUGGCGUGUUGCCGCUUGUUUGAAUCGAUGGCAAGCGUGUGCGCGCUUUUGUUGUUUUUCCGUGACCACGCGUUCAGCCGUUUGCCGAUGGUGAACGGAGGAGUCGAGGGUGAGCAGUAGGGGGUAGUGACAUAAGAAGCGGGAGCAGUCGGUCGGUCGAGUAGGUAAGGGUCGGCCAGCCAGCGGGGGCGCCUUUUUGCCGGCGCUUCACGCGCGAGUCAGGCGCGGCGUGUUGCUGCUUGUUUGAAUCGAUGUCAAGAGUCAAGCGUGUGCGUGCCUCGACUCCGCGGAAUUGCGUUCGGCCGCCUCCGUUGCAAUCGGUGGGCGGUGCUUGUCAGGGGUAGCAGGGGGGGUGCUUCGGAAAGAUGCCUGGUCGUUCCAACUUCUUUGAUAAGCUCUCAUGGUGUCUGCUCUGGCCAUAAUUGGUGUGGGUCGGCGGAUGACGCACUACAGCUUGCGAUGAUAUGCCCUUCCACUUAGUUCUCGCGCUUCCGAUGUGCUGCCCGGCCGUCCACAUAGUGCACAUGGUCGUCACUUGUGGCGUGUUGCCGCUUGUUUGAAUCGAUGGCAAGCGUGUGCGCGCUUUUGUUGUUUUUCCGUGACCACGCGUUCAGCCGUUUGCCGAUGGUGAACGGAGGAGUCGAGGGUGAGCAGCAGGGGUAGUGACAUAAGAAGCGGGAGCAGUCGGUCGGUCGAGUAGGCAAGGGUCGGCCAGCCAGCGGGGGCGCCGGGUUGCGUGCCAGAUUUUUUUGCCGGCGCUUCACGCGCGAGUCAGGCGCGGCGUGCUGCUGCUUGUUUGAAUCGAUGUCAAGAGUCAAGCGUGUGCGUGCCUCGACUCCGCGGAAUUGCGUUCGGCCGUCUCCGUUGCAAUCGAUGGGCGGAGCAUGUCAGGGAUCUUUUAGACGACUUGCAGAAUCCUUUCAGACAGCCCCUGCGUUCCAACACCCCCAAAUCGCGCAAGAGCGAUGGCGGGUUUGAAUGUCUAUGUGAAGCGCUUAGGGCAAUCGGGAUUUGCUAUCGGAGGUCUGCUGGGUGAGGACGACCACGAAGAUGCAAGCGCUCCUCCAGAGGCGUGCGUCAAGCGCAUGCCUCUGAAGAAGGACGCGCAGAUCGUCUUGCCGCGCCUCCCAGGAGCUUCAAUCGCAGUGGCAGGCUUCGCGUGAGCAUGUGCGCUUUCUGAUGCAAGUGCAUCUCUCUUCUUUCUCCACCUUCCUCCUUGCGUCCUAUCCAUCCCCCUCGUCUUCCUCUUCAACCCACGCUUGCCUGUCUGCUCUGGCCAUAAUUGGUGUGGGUCGGCGGAUGACGCAUUACAGCUUGCGAUGAUAUGCCCUUCCACUUAGUUCUCGCGCUUCCGAUGUGCUGCCCGGCCGUCCACAUAGUGCACAUGGUCGUCACUUGUGGCGUGUUGCCGCUUGUUUGAAUCGAUGGCAAGCGUGUGCGCGCUUUUGUUGUUUUUCCGUGACCACGCGUUCAGCCGUUUGCCGAUGGUGAACGGAGGAGUCGAGGGUGAGCAGUUGGGGUGGUGACCUUAGAAGCGGGAGCAGUCGGUCGGUCGAGUAGGUCAUGGUCGGCCAGCCAGCGGGGGCGCCGGGUUGCGUGCCAGAUGUUUUUGCCGGCGCUUCACGCGCGAGUCAAGCGCGGCGUGCUGCUGCUUGUUUGAAUCGAUGUCAAGAGUCAAGCGUGUGCGUGCCUCGACUCCGCGGAAUUGCGUUCGGCCGCCUCCGUUGCAAUCGGUGGGCGGUGCUUGUCAGGGGUAGCAGGGGGGGUGCUUCGGAAAGAUGCCUGGUCGUUCCAACUUCUUCGAUAAGCUCUCAUGGUGUCUGCUCUGGCCAUAAUUGGUGUGGGUCGGCGGAUGACGCACUACAGCUUGCGAUGAUAUGCCCUUCCACUUAGUUCUCGCGCUUCCGAUGUGCUGCCCGGCCGUCCACAUAGUGCACAUGGUCGUCACUUGUGGCGUGUUGCCGCUUGUUUGAAUCGAUGGCAAGCGUGUGCGCGCUUUUGUUGUUUUUCCGUGACCACGCGUUCAGCCGUUUGCCGAUGGUGAACGGAGGAGUCGAGGGUGAGCAGCUGGGGUGGUGACCUUAGAAGCGGGAGCAGUCGGUCGGUCGAGUAGGCAAUGGUCGGCCAGCCAGCGGGGGCGCCGGGUUGCGUGCCAGAUUUUUUUGCCGGCGCUUCACGCGCGAGUCAAGCGCGGCGUGCUGCUGCUUGUUUGAAUCGAUGUCAAGAGUCAAGCUUGUGCGUGCCUCGACUCCGCGGAAUUGCGUUCGGCCGUCUCCGUUGCAGUCGGUGGGCGGAGCAUGUCAGGGAUGACAGGUGGGGUGCUUCGGAAAGAAA
Messenger RNA from Prorocentrum cordatum, 4320 nucleotides. The record is from the annotation of a GenBank genome assembly. Lineage: Eukaryota; Dinophyceae; Prorocentrales; Prorocentraceae.